AUGGUCGUUGUCGCUGUCGCUGGUGGAACCGGCGAUCUUGGUAAGGCCAUCGUCGAGGCCCUUGUGCACGAUGGCACACACCAAGUCUUUGUUCUUACGAGAAAGUCUGCAACCUCUCCCGAAGUUGCUGGUGCCCAGAAGCUUGCCAUAAAUUACAAUGAUAUCGAAGAGACAGCUAAUGCUCUGUCGAGCCAUGCAAUUGAUACCAUUGUCUCCACGUUGUCCGUCAUGGGACCGUCGGAGCAAGCACAACUAGACCUAAUUGCUGCGGCGAGCCGAUCAUCUUCCACUAAGAGAUUCAUACCAAGCGAAUGGGCUGGAAGCCUGCCGGACAGCACUGACGAAGAGACGGCCUCGUUCAUGACACUACCUUUGCUACGUGCACGACGAGCACUAGCGAAAACCCACCUGGAAACAACGAGAGUGGCUAUCGGUCUUUUCAUGGAUUACUGGGGGCAACCUCACAUUCCCAGCACACUUCGUCCUUUUUCGUGGGGUAUCGAUAUUGCGAGUCACCGUGCAGUCAUCCCAGGAACCGGCAACGAGCAGUUUACUGUGACAUACUCGAAGGAUGUAGCCCGUUUCGCCGUCAAGCUUGUCAGCGAUAAGAACAAGUGGUUGAUUGAUAGUAACAUCAGUGGCUCGGACACCUGCCUCAACGAAGUACUUUCGCUGGCAGAAAGGAUCACAGGCAAGAAAUUUAGCGUGCAUUAUGACAGCGUGGAAGACAUCCGCGCCGGCAAGGCCACACCUCUCAAGAACGCUCCUGGAUAUGGCGUUGAGGAUCCUGCAGAAGAAGCAGCCGUCAUGGGCGCAAUGGCCCUGGAUGGAGGUUUCUUGAUUCCCCAGGAGAACAGGCUGAAUAUUCUGUACCCUGACAUUGAGCCUGUCACGAUUGACCACUUGCUUGCGGUGGCUUGGGGGAAUCAGCCCUGA
This is a messenger RNA of Colletotrichum truncatum, 936 nucleotides long. RefSeq names its product NmrA-like family protein. The record is from RefSeq and is a predicted model, not a curated record. NCBI's taxonomy places the organism in Eukaryota, Fungi, Ascomycota, Sordariomycetes, Glomerellales, Glomerellaceae.